GGACUGUCUCUCUCUCUCCAUCCCGCAGCAGGUUUCUGUGGCCCGACUGGAUCAGCUGCACAGACCCCCUCUGGACUGAACCGAACCGAACGCAGCCGAACUGAGCCGGACCGGCAGGAGGAGGCCCGUCCCGAGCGCAGAGAGUUCAGCCGGGAGUCAGUGCGAUCAGCCGGGACUCUCUGCAGUGUGUGCCCGCCUGCAUGGAGCCUCCGGGCGGCCCCAGGCGGAGGAUCGUCCCGCUGCUGGUUCUGAUGCUCUGCUGCUGCUCCGCCACUCCGGGACACGCUGAGAGGGGUGAAUCAGGUUACCCUGGAUACGACGGACUUCCUGGAGUGAUUGGUUACCCUGGCGUCGAAGGCCACCAGGGCUCAUCUGGAGAAAAGGGUAACCAGGGACCAGCAGGAGGUCCAGGACUGAAAGGCUCUCGGGGUCAUCCAGGAAAACCAGGUUUCCCAGGACCUCCAGGAUUGCCGGGACUCCCCGGACACGAAGGACCCAUAGGCCAACUAGGACUCCCAGGAUGCAACGGGACAAAGGGGGAUGUUGGUCAACCAGGGUACCCCGGGCCUUCAGGACCUGCCGGCUUUCCAGGUGAACCAGGACUGCGAGGUGAAAUGGGAGACUCGUUCGUCUUUCCCGUCCCUCAGGAAAUUAUUGGAGUGACAGGACCACAAGGACUGGAUGGAGAAAAUGGGCUGACUGGAGAUCCAGGUGAACCAGGCCUGCCAGGACCAAUAGGAUCCUUCGGACUUCCUGGACGUCCAGGGUUGCCGGGGUUACCAGGAGAGAAGGGUCAAGAAGGUCCUAGUCCAGUGAUCCCGGGUCCCCGAGGUCAAAGGGGUGAUCGCGGUCCGCCAGGGAUUCCUGGACAGAAAGGAAUCAAACUGUACGCUACAGGACCCAAAGAACUGAAGGGAGAACCAGGUGAAGUCGGACAGAAAGGUUGUCGUGGAUAUCCUGGCGUGGCAGGGAAACUGGGGGUUAAAGGAGCGAAGGGCGAGCGAGGUGAUCUGGGCUCAGAAGGUAAACCCGGGAAGGAUGGACUCCCAGGAGAGCUGGGCCAACAGGGAAACCCGGGGGAUCGUGGGUUCCUCGGUCCUCCAGGUAUCGAUGGAGCAAAGGGGGAGAGAGGGGAUCGUGGUUUUCCAGGUCUUCCAGGAGAGACGGUCUGGAAUCAUAGAUUCCUGAAGGGCCAGCACGGUGUCCCCGGGUCCCCUGGAUCCCGCGGACUCCCCGGAGAACAAGGACUUAUUGGUUUUCCAGGACUGCCAGGCGAACCAGGUGUGGUUUACGCUGGUCCACCGGGCCCUCCGGGGCCGCCUGGCUCAACUGGAGCCAAAGGAAAUCCAGGAGACCCAGGACCUAUGAUCGUUGGUCCUCAAGGACUGGAUGGAGUCCCAGGAAGUCCUGGACCUGAAGGAGAACCAGGAGAACCGGGAAUACCAGGUUUUGUGCAGGGAGGCAUUGGUCCUCCAGGAAUUAAAGGUCCAAAAGGACAGACAGGAUUUCCUGGAACAAGAGGGGAGAACGGAAAGACAGGUGAAAAGGGGGACAUUUGCUUGGUCUGUGAAAUUGUUUUCAGCCCCUCCGGAGCUCCAGGUAAACCAGGAGAGCCAGGUGAAGACGGGGUGGCAGGUUCACCUGGUUUUCGAGGACCCAAAGGUUACAAAGGGGUCAAAGGGGUCGUAGGACCACCUGGUCCACAGGGACCCUUUGGUAUCCCUGGCCUCAUGGGGCCUCCAGGACUGAUUGGAGACCCUGGGAUCAUGCAGAGGCUGGGGCAGAAGGGUGAAGAUGGGGGACAAGGGGGGCCGGGACCACCAGGUUUUGAGGGGACGGAUGGGCGUCAAGGUGUUAGGGGACCGAAAGGUGUUCCUGGACAGAAAGGAAACCCUGGGCCUCUUGGAGAGAAAGGUGACCAGGGCCUGUUCGGUGAGACUGGUCCAAGAGGACCGUUAGGACAGAUGGGACCUUCAGGACCUCCUGGAAUCGGGGCUCCAGGACCUCCAGGACCUAAAGGCAACUUGGGAGUCCAGGGACAGAGAGGAGAUUCUGGAAAACCAGGGGAGAAAGGUUCUCCAGGAGAAAUCAAAACCUCUGUAGGAGAUCCAGGAGAUAAAGGGGCCAAAGGUUUAUCAGGAAACCCCGGACCUGAAGGUGUGGCAGGACCUCCGGGCGAUUCAGGGCAUGUUGGUCCAAAGGGAGAAAGAGGAGAUACAGGAUUUUCAGUUCAGGGCCCUCCAGGCUUCCCAGGGGUCAAAGGACUCAAGGGUGUUCCAGGAGCUCCAGGUUUGCCAAGUUUUGGUAUCAAAGGACGGGCAGGGCCAUCAGGGCCCCCAGGGAUGCCAGGGACCAAGGGGGACAGGGGUAUCGGUUUUCCUGGUCGACAGGGUCAAUCAGGCCCUCAGGGAGAAGAUGGCUCUGUGGGGCCCCAAGGAAACCCCGGACCCCAAGGACCAGAUGGAUCCCCAGGACCUUCAGGACAAGAAGGACCACCAGGAGCCAAAGGUGACAGUGGUCUGGAUGGAGUACGUGGUCCUCUUGGUUCUGUUGGAGUGUGUGAACCUGGAGCUACUGGACCUGCAGGAGCACCGGGACAGAUUGGCAUUAUUGGAUUCACAGGUCCACGGGGCCCAAAGGGUGUGCGGGGUGACCCUGGGCUGCAGGGUGUGGGAUCCAUGGGGACUCUGGGGCCAUAUGGAGCUCCAGGGUUUGAUGGACCUCCAGGACUAGUAGGAGAAGUUGGACUGAAGGGCCUGAGAGGGAACAAUGGGCAGCCUGGGAGUCCCGGUGAGACAGGUAAAGACGGAGUCAGGGGCUCACAGGGGCCACAGGGACCACAGGGGGACAGAGGAGAAACCGGACCACAAGGCAUCGAGACGAAUGUGAUGAUGCACGGGGAUCCUGGAGAAGCUGGAGAACCUGGGUCCACAGGUCUCACUGGUUCUAAAGGAGAGAGGGGCCCCCCAGGGCUUAAGGGCCUGGACGGCAACAACGGUAGCCCAGGAAAUCCUGGGCCACAAGGACUUCCUGGAGACCCCGGAAGAGACGGAGAAAAAGGUCCUCUUGGUCCCAGAGGACUCAACGGUGAUCCAGGAGAGAUGGGGAAGCCAGGUUGUAAAGGGGAGAAAGGUUCGCUAGGGCCUUGUGGGCCACCUGGUUCAGAUGGGACACCAGGAUCAGGAGGACCUAAAGGUCCUAAAGGAGAACCAAGUCCACCUGGACCAGGAUUCAAAGGACCUCCAGGAGAGAAGGGGAAUAAGGGAUGUUCUGGACCUCCAGGGGAAAAGGGGAAAUCAGGGGAUGAAGGAAACUUUGGUCCCCCAGGAGACUGUGGUCCGUGUGGCCCCAAUGGGAAUCCUGGACCCCCAGGAUGCAGAGGUCCUCCUGGGCCUCCUGGUGGAAAGGGUUGUGAUGGUCCUCCAGGAAAAAAUGGCCCUCCAGGACCCACCGGCCUUACAGGUAACAAGGGGGCUCCUGGAGAUCCUGGUCCAGCUGGUCCCAGAGGAAACCAGGGACAGGACGGGAUACCUGGACCUCCUGGAGAGAAAGGAGCCAUGGGAGCUCCUGGAGUCGGAUCUCAGGGCCCAGAGGGGAAUAAAGGUGCAGCAGGGCCUGCUGGGGAGAAGGGUCCUCCUGGUCCCUGUGGUCCUGCUGGACCUUUUGGUCCUGAAGGAAACCCAGGUUUUCCUGGUCCUCCUGGACCUCCUGGUCCUCCUGGUUGUCCCGGCACAGAGGGAGUCUGCAUUGGAGGAGAAAAGGGAGAAAAAGGAUUCUUUGGAGAAAAAGGACCCAAAGGUCAACCAGGCUUUCGGGGUCCUCCUGGUCCUCCAGGUCCUGGUUUUAAAGGAGAGAAGGGCUGUAAAGGAACAUCAGGUGACGCAGGACCAUCUGGUUGCCCUGGUGACCCAGGUCCACCAGGCCUGCCGGGUAAAAACGGACCAGGAGGCCCAUGUGGACCCAAAGGCCAGAUGGGAGAGAUUGGUGUCAAGGGACCCGUCGGUUUGAAGGGGGAGACUGGACCACCAGGUAACGAGGGUCCACGAGGACUUCAAGGACCACCUGGGAUUAGAGGCCAGAGGGGGAAGGAUGUAAGCAUAGAGGUGGUUUUGGAGAAAGGAAACAUAGGCCCACCUGGAGCCCCAGGAUCCCCAGGACAAGUAGGAGCCCCAGGAUCCAGAGGUAGCCCUGGAGGUCGAGGUCCUAAGGGCAACAAAGGGAAGGAUGGUAAAAGAGGACUAGGUGGUCGUCCUGGAUUGAAAGGGGAACUGGGAGACGAAGGAUUACACGGACCAAAAGGUAUCGCAGGUCCACGAGGUCCGGUUGGUGCUAAAGGUAUUCGAGGUCCACGAGGAACUUGCAGUGACACACCGAAAGAGGAUGGCUUCCUGUUCACCAGACACAGCCAGGAACUCGCAGUCCCACAAUGCCCUGCGGGAUCCUCUGAGGUGUACAGCGGAUACUCGCUGCUGUUCAUCAACGGAAACAACCGAGCGCAUGGACAAGACCUUGGUACAUUAGGUAGUUGUUUGCCUCGUUUUACCACCAUGCCCUUUCUGUUCUGCAACACCGACAGCACCUGUCGCUACGCCUCACGCAACGACUACUCCUAUUGGCUGUCCACUGAUACAAUACUGCCGAGCAGCAUGCCGUUCAUCUCCGGGGAGUCGUUGAAGAAUUACAUCAGCCGGUGUACUAUAUGUGAGGCCAGAGCCAACGUCAUCGCCGUCCACAGUCAGACCAGUUCAGUUCCAGACUGUCCUCAGAACUGGGACCCUCUCUGGUCCGGAUACUCCUUCGUGAUGGAAACUGGGGUGGGGGCAGAGGGGUCGGGUCAGCCUCUGGCCUCUCCUGGAUCCUGUCUGGAAAGGUUCAGGAAGAUCCCCUUCAUUGAGUGUCACGGCAGAGGAACCUGCAACUAUUACACCGACUCCUACAGCUACUGGCUGGCUGCUCUGAACCCCGACGACAUGUUCAGUAAGCCGAAGCCUCAGACCGAUACCGGAGUGUUUCCCGGCAGUCUGAUCAGCCGCUGUCGAGUCUGUAUGAAGCAACUGUAAACACUGAAUACUGAUACUACUGAUAAUACUACUGAUAAUA
Messenger RNA from Morone saxatilis (striped sea-bass), 5100 nucleotides. It is a transcript of the gene col4a3, whose product is annotated as collagen, type IV, alpha 3. Gene Ontology annotation, cellular component: collagen trimer. NCBI's taxonomy places the organism in Eukaryota, Metazoa, Chordata, Actinopteri, Moronidae. Gene Ontology annotation, molecular function: extracellular matrix structural constituent. The record is from RefSeq and is a predicted model, not a curated record.